Molecule: messenger RNA, 1852 nt
Organism: Halteromyces radiatus
Lineage: Eukaryota; Fungi; Mucoromycota; Mucoromycetes; Mucorales; Cunninghamellaceae
Product: thiamine diphosphate-binding protein
Exons: 3
Coding region: 45-1754 (569 amino acids)
Molecular function (GO): magnesium ion binding; carboxy-lyase activity; thiamine pyrophosphate binding
Source: RefSeq, a predicted model, not a curated record
ACUUUUUCUUUUCUCUUUUUUAUAAUCAUAUUCUUAUAUAAAAUAUGGGUGGAAUAAGAAAAACAACAAUUGCACUAUAUCUUCUUCAAAGACUUAAAGAAGUUGGUAUUGAUACUAUCUUUGGUGUUCCUGGUGAUUAUAAUCUCAGCUUUUUAGAUAUACUUGAAAAUGACAAAGAACUUACUUGGGGAAAUAAUGCAAAUGAAUUGAAUGCUGCUUAUGCCGCUGAUGGCUAUGCUCGUGUCAAAGGUGCAGGUGCUGUAUUGACCACUUUUGGUGUGGGCGAAUUAUCUGCUACAAAUGGUAUUGCCGGAUCUUACGCUGAAAUGGUACCAGUGAUUCAUCUUGUUGGCACACCAAGUACUUCCUCUCAAGCAACUGGUGCGUUAUUACAUCAUUCUCUAGGUAAUGGUGAUUUCUCUGUCUUUAUCAAUAUGUACACCAAUAUCACUGCUGCUAGUGCCCAUCUUACUACUGGUAGUGCUGCUCGACAAAUUGAUGAAGUUCUCUCUACAUGUUUACGUCGUCGUCGUCCAGGUUACAUUGGUAUUCCUGCUGAUAUUGUCAAUCAUGAAAUUAUGGUUGAAGAUAUUCCAUUGGAUUAUUCUAUCCCAAAAAAUCCUCCUGAAACUCAAGAAGCAGCUUUGAAAGCGAUUAUUCAAGCCAUUGAAGUAGCCAGACAUCCUAUCAUCAUUGCUGAUGCCUGUGUUGUACGAAAUCAUAUGCAUAAAGACGUGGCUGAAUUGGUCAAGGUAUCUGGUUUUCCUGUCUAUUCAGCUCCUAUGAGUAUCGAUGUAGUAGAUCAUAAUUUGCCCAAUUAUCGUGGUUGUUAUAGUGGUGCCUCCUCUUUGGAUAAGGUGAAAGAAGAAGUCCUUCAUUCCGAUUUGAUUCUUGAAUUGGGUUCCGAACAAACCGAUGUCAACACAGGUGGAUUUACUUAUGGUUUAGUGCCAUCCAAGGUGAUUGAAUUCCAUACAUUCUCUACCAAGGUAUUCUAUUCUACUUAUGAAAAGGUGGCAAUGCAAGAACUCGUCCCACUACUUAUCAAGUACUUCCCAAAACAAGCCUCCCGCGACAUCCAGAAAGUCAUCAAGGAUUUAGGUCCUCGAGCACAACGAUCAAUCACGCCACCAGGUGAAACAAUGCUUCAAGAUUAUUUUUGGAACAAGAUUGUGGAUUAUCUUCCUGAACGAUCAGUGGUCAUUGCCGAAACAGGUACCCCUGCUUUGGGUGCAUUCAAUUUGACUAUUCCGAAAGACUGCAUCUUCAUCUGUCAAGUUCUCUGGGGUAGCAUUGGAUAUACAGUUCCAUCCACACUAGGUGCUGCGUUGGCCGACCGAUCUAGACGAGUAUUUUUGAUGGUGGGUGAUGGUUCAUUCCAAUUGACAGCACAAGAAGUCUCUGUGAUGCUCCAUCAUGGUGUGUGUCCUAUUAUUCUCUUAUUCAACAACGAUGGUUAUCUGAUUGAAAAAUUACUCCAUGCUUACGGACGCAAGUACAAUGAUUUUCAAAUGUGGGAAUACGCCAAUACUUUCAACUACAUGGGUGCCAACCUGGCCAUCAAUCAGAAACGUGCCACUCGACCUUUCCGCAUUGGUGUUCAAAAUAAAAUCACAACUCGUAAAGAAUUUGAAAGUGCUAUGCAUCAAGCUAUUGCUCAACCAGAUCAUAUUCACUUUUUGGAAAUCAUCUUUCCUUCCAAUGAUGCUCCUGAAGAAGUUAUCAAGCAUUCUGGCUCUUAUGGAGGUACUUAGAUUAAUCUGUAUAUGUAUAUAUGUAGUUGUGUUUAUUGACAAAUGAAUGAAUAUGAAAUAAUAAUAAUAAUAGUAAUAAAAAAGUAGUUUAUAUGUAU